Eutrema salsugineum is the source of this 764-nucleotide messenger RNA. RefSeq names its product oleosin 1. The record is from RefSeq and is a predicted model, not a curated record. Gene Ontology annotation, cellular component: membrane; monolayer-surrounded lipid storage body. Gene Ontology annotation, biological process: lipid storage. NCBI's taxonomy places the organism in Eukaryota, Viridiplantae, Streptophyta, Magnoliopsida, Brassicales, Brassicaceae. The coding region runs from base 38 to 535 and encodes 165 amino acids. The transcript has a single exon.
CAAUCACCCACACAAAAGCAAACAAUCAGUCUCUACAAUGGCGGAAACGUUCUCUAGCGGCGAGGCCCAAUAUUGGCCCAUAUACGGUAGCAACACCACCGGCAGCAACAACAGUUCCUAUGCUUCCCUUCUCCGCCUUCUCCGAUCUCAUUCACCAACCUCCUCACAGCUCUUUGGUUUCCUUGCUCUCUUCAUAUCCACCGGAAUCCUCCUCUUCCUCCUUGGUGUAACCGCGACGGCCACCACAAUAGCCUUCAUUGUGUUUCUUCCGGUGAUCAUCGUCUCGAGUCCGAUCUGGAUUCCCAUUUUUGUCAUCGUUGUCGGUUUCUUAACCGUCACCGGUUUUCUUGUCGGAACGGUGGCCGUUGUGUUGUGGACGUACCGUUAUUUCCGUGGAAUGCACCCGGUUGGAUCGGAUCAAAUGGAUUAUGCACGUAGUCGGAUCUAUGACACGGCCUCUCACGUCAAAGAUUACGCUAGAGAGUACGGUGGAUAUUUCCACGGCAGAGCUAAAGAUGCGGCACCUGGUGCUUGAUGACCUGAACCAGUCGGUAUAGUACUCUUGUUCAUGGUGAUAUUAACCGAUCGCGGUUCGGUUUUUAUGGAGGAUUAAUACGGUUCGUGGUAGUAUUACAUUUUGUUUUUUUUGUUUCCGUUUAUAAGAAGAAGAGCCAAAGAAUAUAUUUUGGUUAUGUACAAGCUUUUUAAGAUUUUGGGUGCGUGUGUUAAAUUUCAUUCGGUUAUGUUUGAAUUAUAAAUUUUGA